AUGGCUUCGGUCUUCGAGUGGCAGCCUAACAGGUUUCUGCAGGACCAGCCGAGUCCUCAGCCCUUUGCCCUCCUGGUGCUCAACCAGCCGCUCAAGAAUAGCAGCAACCUGCGCAAGCUUUGGAGACACUCAUCUCUCCGCGUAGCUGCCGACGGAGGCGCCAAUCGUCUUCAUGAGCUUUCUUCAUUUCAGGGCAAAUUUUCGAACCUUCAAGUCAUCAUUGGCGAUCUCGAUUCAUUGAGACCCUCAGUCCACAACUUCUACACCUCCCAGCACACCCCCGCCCAGAUCAUCCAUGAUACCGACCAAGAAACCACCGACUUUGGCAAGGCCAUCACCUGGAUCCGCAAGACGCAGCCCGCCGGAACCGACAUCAUCGCCCUGGGUGGCAUUGGCGGCCGUAUUGACCAGGGCCUCAGUCAGCUUCACCACCUCUACCUCUUCCAGCCCGAUGCCGCGUAUGCAGAUGGCCGCAUCUACCUUCUCUCCGGGUCCAGCUUGACCUUUCUCCUGAAGGCUGGCACUCAUCGCAUCCAGGUCAAGGAGGAUGGUGAGGAGGAGGUGUUUGGCAAGCACGUCGGAAUCAUCCCGCUCCAGGAGCCGAGCCGCAUCACAACCAAGGGACUGGAGUGGGAUGUCACCGACUGGGAAACGCGAAUGGGCGGCAGAGUUAGCACCAGCAACCAUGUUCUUCCGGAAACCAAGGUCGUCGAGGUGCAAACGACAAAGGACGUCCUCUUCACGAUAGCGCUGAGCAAUACCGAGGGCGAGGAGGACGGAUAG
This is a messenger RNA of Trichoderma aggressivum f. europaeum, 783 nucleotides long. RefSeq lists its product as uncharacterized. Lineage: Eukaryota; Fungi; Ascomycota; Sordariomycetes; Hypocreales; Hypocreaceae. Gene Ontology annotation, biological process: thiamine diphosphate biosynthetic process; thiamine metabolic process. The record is from RefSeq and is a predicted model, not a curated record. Gene Ontology annotation, molecular function: thiamine binding; ATP binding; thiamine diphosphokinase activity. The coding region runs from base 1 to 783 and encodes 260 amino acids. The transcript is spliced from 3 exons.